This is a messenger RNA of Pan troglodytes (chimpanzee), 1308 nucleotides long. RefSeq names its product asialoglycoprotein receptor 1 (gene ASGR1). The coding region runs from base 204 to 1079 and encodes 291 amino acids. The record is from RefSeq and is a predicted model, not a curated record. NCBI's taxonomy places the organism in Eukaryota, Metazoa, Chordata, Mammalia, Primates, Hominidae. The transcript is spliced from 9 exons.
ACAUAGACACGCACAGAGACACCGGGGCCCAGGGCCCUCCUAUGGACCCUGCCCGCUCCCCUCCCAUUGUCCACGGCUGUCCACCCACCCCCAUUCUCCAAGCUUCAGCCCCCCUCCUUAGUUCGGCAUCUGCACAGCACUGAAGAACCUGGGAGUCAGACCCUGAGACCCUGAGCAAUCCCAGGUCCAGCGCCAGCCCUAUCAUGACCAAGGAGUAUCAAGACCUUCAGCAUCUGGACAAUGAGGAGAGUGACCACCAUCAGCUCAGAAAAGGGCCACCUCCUCCCCAGCCCCUCCUGCAGCGUCUCUGCUCCGGACCUCGCCUCCUCCUGCUCUCCCUGGGCCUCAGCCUCCUGCUGCUUGUGGUUGUCUGUGUGAUCGGAUCCCAAAACUCCCAGCUGCAGGAGGAGCUGCGGGGCCUGAGAGAGACGUUCAGCAACUUCACAGCGAGCACGGAGGCCCAGGUCAAGGGCUUGAGCACCCAGGGAGGCAAUGUGGGAAGAAAGAUGAAGUCGCUAGAGUCCCAGCUGGAGAAACAGCAGAAGGACCUGAGUGAAGAUCACUCCAGCCUGCUGCUCCACGUGAAGCAGUUCGUGUCUGACCUGCGGAGCCUGAGCUGUCAGAUGGCGGCGCUCCAGGGCAAUGGCUCAGAAAGGGCCUGCUGCCCGGUCAACUGGGUGGAGCACGAGCGCAGCUGCUACUGGUUCUCUCGCUCCGGGAAGGCCUGGGCUGACGCCGACAACUACUGCCGGCUGGAGGACGCGCACCUGGUGGUGGUCACGUCCUGGGAGGAGCAGAAAUUUGUCCAGCACCACAUAGGCCCUGUGAACACCUGGAUGGGCCUCCACGACCAAAACGGGCCCUGGAAGUGGGUGGACGGGACGGACUACGAGACGGGCUUCAAGAACUGGAGGCCGGAGCAGCCGGACGACUGGUACGGCCACGGGCUCGGAGGAGGCGAGGACUGUGCCCACUUCACCGACGACGGCCGCUGGAACGACGACGUCUGCCAGAGGCCCUACCGCUGGGUCUGCGAGACAGAGCUGGACAAGGCCAGCCAGGAGCCACCUCUCCUUUAAUUUAUUUCUUCAAUGCCUCGACCUGCCGCAGGGGUCCGGGAUUGGGAAUCCGCCCAUCUGGGGGCCUCUUCUGCUUUCUCGGGAAUUUUCAUCUAGGAUUUUAAGGGAAGGGGAAGGAUAGGGUGAUGUUCCGAAGGUGAGGAGCUUGAAACCCGUGGCGCUUUCUGCAGUUUGCAGGUUAUCAUUGUGAACUUUUUUUUUUUUAAGAGUAAAAAGAAAUAUACCUAAA